Molecule: messenger RNA, 618 nt
Organism: Haemonchus placei
Lineage: Eukaryota; Metazoa; Nematoda; Chromadorea; Rhabditida; Trichostrongylidae
Source: the annotation of a GenBank genome assembly
UUGGAUACGAAAAAUUUGCAUACUAUGGAGCAAAUGGCUCGCUCUCCUUUCCUACUCGCUUCAUUAUUCUCUUGCGACUUGUGUUGCUUCGCUUCCAUUCCGAUUCUGAGCUAUUGGAUACGAAAAAUUUGGAACAUGAAGCUUAUGCACUUCAACACAAGACUUCUCCUCUGUUUCCAUCUGUUCUGGUUAUUGGUGCAUGUGAUCGGAAGAUCCGUUCUACACACAACGGAUAUUAUUACAUACUUAACGCCUUUCCAAAAUGGUUGCCAAAUUCUGCACACGAGAGCUGGAUGUUUUUUUCUACGUCUUCCAUUCAACGUUGCCUUGGUGAUUUCGAAUUGUUCGGCGAUUUUUGUAUCAAUUGAACGUCUCAUAGCCACUUUGAAAACAAAAACAUAUGAGCAUGGAUACAAAAACAUCGGUUAUACUUUGAUGCUUCUGCAGGUAGACUUAUCAAAAAUCAUCAUUUCACAUCAUGCCUCAUAUAUUAUAUUAUUCUACAUUGCCUUUUGCGAUAUUACGGCCCUAAAGCUGUUUCCUCUCCUAGCCGUUUUCCUAAAGACAACAGUCACUACUAGAAGCGCCUUUUUGAAGCGUGAAGGAAACAAAGGUUGA